Messenger RNA from Mytilus californianus (California mussel), 6413 nucleotides. RefSeq lists its product as uncharacterized. The coding region runs from base 39 to 6398 and encodes 2119 amino acids. The transcript is spliced from 4 exons. Gene Ontology annotation, molecular function: protein binding. Lineage: Eukaryota; Metazoa; Mollusca; Bivalvia; Mytilida; Mytilidae. The record is from RefSeq and is a predicted model, not a curated record.
CUUCACCUCUGUCAGAUGAAGAGACAAACUACCUAAGAAUGGAAUACUUACUCAAAAGUAUAAGUCCGGAGGCUGUGCGUUAUCAUUUUGAUGGAUUGUUUCCCCCAGCUAAUCUACUUGUUGUUUUGCAUAACAAAAAGGCAGCUUUGAAAAAUCUGAAACGUCAAAGAAUUUUAAAUGCAUCACAAUGGGCUGUUUUAUUUCCAACAGGAUCGACGUCUGUGACUUCUUGUAAUUUUGAUUUGACAUUAAUGAUAUGUUUGCUGAGGAAUAUUUCUGGAAUAGCUGCACCAGUCAGAGGAUUUGAUGUACUGCCUUCCUCUUCGGACAUAAGUCCAGGAGCCGAUCUUGCAAGAAUAAAACAUUACAGAAAUCUAUCUGCUCAUUCAGGGGAUGGAAAACUAUCGAAUCAAAUGUUUAAUGACGCUUGGAAGGAUGUAAGCGAGGCGUCGAUAAGACUAGGAGGGAAUGUUAUUCAACAGAAGUGUGCCAAUUUAAAAAUCUGUAGUUUGGACAGCUCAUUUUUCAAACAGCUGUUGUUAGAUUUGAAGUGCCAAAAAGAAAACUUAACGAGACUAACUGAACUGGUGGAAAUAUUGAUGUUGAAAGUUGAAACAUUUGAGCAAACACAUCAACAUGUACUCCAAGAUCCAGUGCCAAACAAUAUCAGGGAGAGAAUCACGAAAGUAAUAUCUGACUGGAAAUCUUCAGAUGAGAAAUUCGUUCAAACAAAUAGUUCAAAGCACCUCUUAGAAGUACUGAAGAAAAACAAGAUCAUAGUAGUUACAGGAAAUGCAGGUGUUGGUAAAUCAGUUACUUCAAGGCACGUAGGUCUACACAUGUUACUUGAGGGUUUUGACGUACUACCAGUUAAAUCGCCAAAAGAUAUAAGCACAUAUGCUGCUAAAACAAGAAAAGCGUUAUUUAUUGUUGAUGACAUAUGUGGAAGAUACAAUGUUAUUCAGUCUGAGAUUGAAAAAUGGGAUAGAUAUGCUUCAGAUAUUAAAGACUGUUUUUCCAUAUCACCUAUCAAAAUCUUGGCGACCUGUAGACUGCAGGUGUUUAAACAUCCUAUAUUACAGAGAUUAGAACUGUUGACUCAGUGUCAGUUCAAUAUGACCUCUGAAAAGUACUCACCGACCGUCCAAGAAAAAAGGUCCAUUGCUGAUGUAUAUAUACCAGAGGAAUACACGAAAAAGAUGUCAGAGGAGUAUAUACAAAAAUAUGAUUGUUUUCCAUUAUUAUGUUGUAUGGUUUCUAAAUUUCAAGAAAGCAAUAUAAUCGACUUCAUAGGAAACCCAUAUAAUUAUUUUGAAGGGGAAUUUGACAAAAUGUCAAUAACAGCUGGGAUGAAUUAUUGCGCUUUACUUUCUGUCACUGUGUUUAAUGGUAAAUUAAGCGAAACAUUACUUGACGAUGAAUUAAGCACAAAAGACAAGGCAGCAUUUGUAGACAUCUUUGAAGCAAGUAUGCAAAAUACAAAUACGUCAAGAACACUAUUAAGCAAUCACCUGGAUAUUUUACUUGGGGUCUACAUUACAAAACUGGAUGACAUUUAUUCGUUCAUACAUGGCAAAAUAUUUGACUUUGCAUGCCAGUAUUUUUCAAAGAAAUGCAUGAAAUGUUUUAUUGAACACGGUGAUAUAUUGUUACUUUGUGAACGCUUUGAAUUUGAUUUUUUAACACAUGCAGAUGAUAUACAACGAAUAGCUGUUCCUGAAUCUUUCGAAAAAAAAUACUUUUACAGAAUGCUAAAUGAGGUUACAGAGGGAACUUUUUUAGAUAUUUUUGGUUGUAAACAAAUGAAAAAUGAAAUAUUUAGAAAACGUUUUCUUCAUACACUUGAAUUGCAGAACGAUGAGCUGAUUGCUCAAAUUCUAAAUAUUUCACAUCUUGGAAUCAACUUUUUACAUCUAAUGUGUGAACAAGGAGAUAAAGAAAUGGUAGAAUUUUGUAUAAGCAAAGGCAUGGAUAUCAAUGGAUGUGACGAUAUUGGCAUGUCUCCGCUCCAUAUUGCCUGUAAAUAUGGAUAUGAACAUGUAGUUAAUGUAUUGAUACAAUCUGGGGUCAACGUCAAUAGUCAUAAACGUCGGGGUUUAACGCCUCUGUACGAGGCCUGCUUCACUGAUCAAACACAAAUUGUCGAAAAACUUCUCAAAAGUGGUGCAAGACCUAAUGUAUAUAACAAACGAGGUUUAAUUCCAUUAACAGUUUCAGCUAAAAAUGGCAACAUCAAAAUUACACAGCUACUUCUUCAAUACAAGGCUGAUGUAAAUAAGGAAAAUAACGACGGUAUUUCAGCACUUCACGAAGCAUGCAUAAAUGAAAAGGAAGAUAUUGUAAAUAUUUUGAUCGGGUAUGAUGCUCACAUCGAUUGUAAGACAAAUAACAAUGAAACACCACUGUAUUUUGCAAGUAAGAAACACAAUUGCCGUAUUAUUGAAAUUCUUAUUUCAAAAGGCGCUUGCAUGUUUGAAACCUCGAAGUUAACAAAGCUAUCGCCACUCUGUUUAAUAAAAGAAAAGGAUGACGUACAACUGUUGAGAACACUUUUGCAUUCAUUGAAAAAUAAAAAUACAAGCUUCAGCUUUGUAUUUGCUGAACUAGAAAAGGCAUGUUUUAGUAAUGACAGCAAAUUUCUAAGGAUUAUUUUAGAAAUGAAUAUUAAUGUUGACGCCCAAUUAUCAUCCGGUGACACUGCUCUUACCAUAGCAUGCUCUGAAGGUUUUAAAACAAUUGCUGAAAUGCUUUUGAAUACAAAAGCAAAUAUCUAUGGUUUAUGUCAUAAUAACCGAAAUCCACUACAACUAGCUUGUUUAAACCACCACCCAGAAAUUGUGAAUAUGCUUAUUUCAAAAAAUGUCGACUGUAACUACAUAUCCUGUAGAAGUACAUUGCCCUUUCCUCUCCAUAUAUCUUGCAUGAUGAAUGAUUAUGAAUCGAUUGAGGCCCUUAUACAAUCCGAUGCUGAUGUUAAUCAAAUCAGCGAGAUACAAGGACCUGUUUUGUGUGAUUUUAAAUGCAAGGAAGACGCCGAUAAUUUUUUUAUAGAUGAAUGGAAUGACGAUAAAACCUACAUGAUGACUCCAUUAGAAAUAAUCUGUAUGGGGAAAAGUUUGAACCUUAGAAUAGUAAACCAUUUGCUAGAAAACAAGGCAAGAACAAACAUCAAAAGUGCAAAUGGUAUAAACCCUUUAUUAGUUGCAUGUUUUUACGAAUAUAAUGAUUUAAUAAGUAUUCUUUUGAAAAAUGAAGCAAAUAUAAAUGCAUGCAAUGAAAUAGACACAUUAUGUCUAGCUUACAUGCAAUAUAACGGUGAAGAAGAUAUCAUUGAUUUAUUAUCUUAUACAGAUUUUGCUACAGAAGUAUCUAAAUCCACAUCACUUCAUAUAGCAAGUAUGAAUAAUUCGCAUAAUAUGGUAAAUCAAUUACUACAAAAUCAUGCAAGACUAAAUAUAUCCUGUAAUAUUUCGCCGUUUCUGUUGGCUAUUCAAAAUGGUAAUUAUCAGAUGUCAGGAGGAACUCGCAAAAUGAUACUUCAUUACUAUAAAAAGCUCGGAGUAGUCAAAGAUGUUCAUCCUAUUCAUGCUGCGUGUCUUUCCGGGUAUACAGAUGUUGUUGAGACAUUGGUGCAGAAUAAUCGUUUUCAUUAUGCAGAAACUGCUAUUGGUAUUUCAUCGGCACAAGUCGCUUGCAUUAAAGGUUAUAUUUACUCAGACAAUCAUAAUAUGAUUAAACAAUAUUUUUUUUUAUCUCCUCUUCAAAUAUCAUGCCUUGGACAGUAUUGGGAUAUCUUCAAAAUAUUAAUGCAUAAAAAAGUGAAUUUUACAGAAACCUUUGACGUAUCUACCAAUUUAAUAGCAUGUUUCUCAGGAAACAACAAAGCAAUUGAAGCAAGUUUAGAUGAUACCCAAAUAUACAAAAUAUCUGUAUUGUGGCUUUUAGUUAUACAUAAGCAAAAUGAUAUAGCAAAAUACAUUUUAGAUACAAUAAGGAAUUCUGAUUUGGAAGUAAGUAAGAGUUUGAAAACCUUAUUCCUCCGCGCAUGUUCAAAUGGUAAUCUUGAAAUAGCUUCUCUUAUAUACAGCAAACUCGUAAAUUUGAAUAUAAUUGAAAUUGAUAAUGUUGAUACCCUUUAUUCUUCCUGUGAGAAUUGCCACCGAGACGUUGCGGAAUUCCUGGUUUCAAACUGUAUUUGCACAGAGUCUGCUACUCCUGAUAACGAAGUGCCUCUUCAAACAGCAUACAGAACCUGUCUAGACUAUAUUGUAGAAUUACUAUUAAGAGAUGGUGCUGACCCAUUUCUAAUAAAAGCUGAAAUGGAUGCCUUUCGUAAAACAUCAAAAUCUAUUCAAGCGGAAUGUUUGAGAGAAUUGUUCGCCUUUUGGAAUGCAAAUGUUUAUUCAGUAAAUACUUGUCCAGACAAUUUUCUCGAUAGGGUUUCAGAUAGAGGCGAAAAAAUGUUGUACUCUGCCUAUCUAAAAAAGAACGCAGAUCUGAUGAAUCUCAUUGUCUGUUUUGGGGCAAAUAUCAAUUUCACUUAUGGAGAAAAAAAUGACACAUUACUCAUGAAAGCUUGUAAAGACAACGACAUUCAAUUAACAAAACUUUUGCUUGAAAAUUCACCAAACCUAGACAUCAGAAACAAUGAAGGAGAGACUGCACUUUGUAUUUCAUGUGAACUUGACAGAUUUGACAUUGCAGAACUCUUUGUUAACUGCGGUGCUAAUGUCAAUAUUUGUAAUAACGAAGGACUCAGUCCACUUUACUUUGCUUGCAUCCAAAUAAAGUUGAAUACUGUAAGGUUGUUGUUAAGAAAUCAAGCAGACGCAAACGUGUGUCUAUCUCGUUUUAAGAGUUUACUUAUAAUUUGCUGUGAGAGCAGAGCUUAUGAAAUCGUAGAUCUUUUACUUCAGUAUGGUGCAGAUGCAAAUUUUUGUUACUAUUGGGGUGACACUGCAUUAAAUAAAUCACUCCAAAUGGCUGAUGCGAAACUUACCAAAAGUUUGUUAGCUUAUACUGCAGACUGGAAAGACAUGUGUCUCGAUUUGCAAUAUUCUUUUAUUAAAGCUUGCAAAAAAGGCUGUGUUGACUUUGUUCAGAUGAUUUUACAAAGAGAUCAAAGUUUUGACGUAAAUGCAGCUUUUGAUGGAAAAACGCCCUUGUAUGCUUGCUACGAAGCUUUAUCACAUGUUGAUUCAUCUCAAUACACGUCACAAAUAAAAACUGGGUCUCUUCUUCUUCAACAUGGUGCUGAUUUAUUUGUAUCAACAAAUGGAAAUGAUACAGCAUUUCAUCAGCUUUGCGCAAAAGGUAAUCUAUCUGAUAUAAAAGAAGUUUUAGAAAACUGUCUGAUUAAUCAGACGAUUUUAGGAGUAGAAUUCGCACAUGCCUGUGCGAACAACCGAAAUGAGUUAGCAUGUCUUUUCAAUAAAAUUGUUCGUCGCCAACUUAGUACAGACAAUUUGCAUAACAUUUUUUUUCUGGCAGCUAAAUAUGGAAUGGAUGAUAUCAUUGAGGAUGUUCUUCAUUCAAAUAUCGAUUUAAAUAGUGAAAAUGUAAAAGGUCAAACAGCUUUGCAUAUUGCUUGUUCGAAAGGAAAUGAUAGUGUUGUUGAAAAGUUGUUGGCGUGCGGAAAAACUGAUAUUAACAAGCAAUCAGAUAAUGGCUAUACUGCAUUGCAUUUUGCAUGCUGUAAUGGUCAUAGAAAUGUUAUCGAAAUUCUACUGAACAACGGAGCUGCAAUAAAUAUACGAUCAUAUUUAGGCGAAACAAUAGUAGCUGUUGCUUCUACAUUACAUGCAAAAGUCAUUGAUAUUUUGUUGAAUUGGAACAUUGAAGAGAUCAUAGAACAACUAUUGGAACAUAAAUCGACCCUUUUGAAAGCAUAUUCUUCAUCGUGUAGCAAUAAAAGUAUUCUACGACGAUAUUUGAUUUCAGUAGAUCUGAACUCAUACGUGGAUAACAAUGAGUUUCCACUUCACAUUGCUUGCAGGUUAAGUGAUAAUGAACUAAUUGAUCAACUGAUUGAUAACCCAAACGUAGACGUAGACUGUAUAUCAAAAUUUGGUGUAACACCACUUUUAAUAUGCAUUUGUAACCAGGAUCUGAGAAAUACAAAAACAAUUAUAGAAUCGGGCGCUUCAGUUAAUAAGAUGACAAAUAUUUCCAAACAAGGACUCCAACAACUUUUUGGACAUACCACUGCUUCCUUCGUCAAAGAUCUAACCCCACUUUCAUUUGCAUGUUUUGUUCAGAAUUGUGAAAUUAUUCAGAUUUUAAUUGACCAAAAUGCAAACAUUUGUUCACCAGUUCAUAUCUCCCAUGGCAAUCCAGAUGAUAGUUCUGAAUGCGAAAUCCUGACACCGUUAUGUGUAUCGGUCAUACUUAACAAUUAAGCUAUAGUGAAGGUA